AUGACGUUAACAGGGGUCGAUGUUGCUGAGCACAACUCGGCUGAGUCGUGUUGGGUGAUUGUUCACGGCAAGGCCUACGACGUCACCGAAUUUCUACCAGAGCACCCUGGUGGCAUGAAGAUUAUCCUCAAGUACGCUGGCAAAGAUGCGACAGACGAAUUCGAUCCCAUCCACCCUCCGGACACGCUCGACAAGUUCCUCGACAAGUCGAAACACCUCGGCCCCGUCGACAUGUCUACCGUCAAGGUGGAACAGAAGAAGGAGAGUCCCGAAGAAAAGACGCGGCAGGAGAUGAUUGCCCUCAAGCCCCCGCUGUCGCAAUGCUACAACCUGCUAGAUUUCGAGGCCGUAGCCAAGCGUGUCAUGAAGAAGACGGCGUGGGCCUACUAUUCUAGCGCCGCCGAUGACGAGAUUACUAUGCGAGAAAACCACGCCGCCUUCCAGAGGAUAUGGUUCCGGCCCAAGAUCCUCGUCGACGUCGAAAAGGUCGACUUCAGCACCACCAUGCUGGGCACCAAGGUCGACAUGCCCUUCUACGUCACCGCCACCGCCCUCGGCAAGCUCGGCCACCCCGAGGGCGAGGUGCUGCUGACCCGCGCGUCCAAGAAGCACAACGUCGUCCAGAUGAUCCCCACCCUCGCCUCGUGCUCCUUUGACGAGAUCAUGGACGCGGCGGAAGGCGACCAGGUGCAGUGGCUCCAGCUGUACGUGAACAAGGACCGCGAGAUCACGAAGCGCAUCGUGCAGCACGCCGAGAAGCGCGGGUGCAAGGCCCUCUUCAUCACCUUCACCGACGAAGGGUCCAACGUGCAGAACGGCGAGGAGACGGACAACUCGCAGGGCGCGGCGCGGGCCAUCUCCUCCUUCAUCGACCCGGCGCUCUCGUGGAAGGACAUCCCUUGGUUCCAGGGCAUCACCAAGAUGCCCAUCCUGCUCAAGGGCGUGCAGCGGGUCGAGGACGUGCUCAAGGCCAUCGAGGCCGGCGUGCAGGGCGUCGUGCUGUCCAACCACGGCGGCCGGCAGCUCGAGUUCGCGCGCUCGGCCAUCGAGGUCCUCGCCGAGACGAUGCCGGUGCUCAAGCAAAUGGGGCUCGAGGACAAGAUUGAGAUUUACGUGGACGGCGGCGUCCGGCGCGGCACCGAUAUCCUCAAGGCCCUGUGCAUGGGAGCCAAGGGCGUGGGCAUCGGCCGGCCGUUUCUCUACGCCAUGUCGGCGUACGGGCCCGAGGGCGUGGAUCGGGCCAUGGCGCUGCUCCGCGACGAGCUGGAGAUGAAUAUGCGCUUGAUCGGGUGCACGUCGGUCGCGGAGCUCAACCCUUCGCUCAUUGAUGUGCGGAGCCUGACGAGUCACGGGAACGGCGUGCCGACGGAUGUGCUGUCCAAGAGCGUCUACGAUAGGUUGCAGUCGCCGGCGCAAAGACCGAAGCCUAAGCUCUAA
Molecule: messenger RNA, 1437 nt
Organism: Parascedosporium putredinis
Lineage: Eukaryota; Fungi; Ascomycota; Sordariomycetes; Microascales; Microascaceae
Source: the annotation of a GenBank genome assembly